This is a messenger RNA of Choloepus didactylus (southern two-toed sloth), 4225 nucleotides long. It is a transcript of the gene VWA3A, whose product is annotated as von Willebrand factor A domain containing 3A. Lineage: Eukaryota; Metazoa; Chordata; Mammalia; Pilosa; Megalonychidae. Bases 175 to 3681 code for a protein of 1168 amino acids. The record is from RefSeq and is a predicted model, not a curated record. The transcript has 34 exons.
AGCUAACACUUCCCUGCAGAGCCGGCUUCACUGUUGAGUUGCUUAGAAGAGCUUGGAGGAACUAGAAGUGGGAACCAGAAGAGGAGGGGCCCCCAAGGUGACCAGGAGCCCUUCUCCCAAAGAUGGAGAAAUGAGGGGAAAAAUGCAGGAAAAUAAGCAUUGGCUGUUUUUAUAAUGGCUACACAAACUGGACAAGUUUUCCAUGCUCAAGAUAAUACGUUUCUGGAAAAUCAUUGCCUGAGGAGAAAUGCUGACAGAAAUCCAAAGAAGCAAUGGAGCCAGAAGGAUGUCAGUGGACUUGAACAAAAUCCAGACAAUGGAUUACUGGUUACACACAUUAACCAGACACAGGACUUACUGAAGCUGCAGGGGAGUGAGACUCAGCCAUCAGCUUUGGAGGACUCUGAAGAUUGGCUUUCAACUCACAGUUUAAAGUCUGAGAAACUCACCUUGACUGACCUGAUAAGUCAGGGCACAACUGUCCUGAAGGAGGGCGGCAAUGUCAGGCAGAAAAUGCAUUUCUCCACCCAGAUCAUCCGCCAUUUUGAAUCAAAACUUUCUGAAACUAUUGAACUCUAUCAACAGAGAAUUCAGUGGCUCACAGAAAACAGCAAGAAGGUGUUUGGCCUCAUCAAGGGCUCCAGAGUCGGCAUCCUCAUUGAUGUGUCAGGGGCCAGCUGUGGUCCUCAGAAAGAGGAGUUCCAGAAGGACUUCCUGAGCCUCAUUGAUGAGCAGCUGAGCCACAAGGAGAAGCUGUACAUCCUCUCCUUCGGGACCACCGCCAAGGCCCUCUGGCCAGCCCCCGUGGAAGUCAGUGCCUCCACGCUCCAGGAACUCAAGAACUGGGUAAAGAAACUACAGCCCAGUGGAGGCAGCAAUUUGCUGCAAGCCCUGAAGAAAAUCUUCACCAUAAAAGGGUUGAACUCUCUGGUGACCGUAAUGGGAAGCUGCCCAGAUCAGCCCUCCGAAAUCCUGUCUCACUACAUCCAGCAGUCCACCAUGGGAAGGGACCUCCUUAUCCACACCAUCACUUACAGAUGCAACGACCAGGUGCCCCUCGCUGUCCUAAAGAACCUGGCAGACGCUGUGGGGAGCUCCUACCACUGCUACAGCCCAGAGAUGGAGAUCUAUACCAGCCAGGACAAGGAUGAGCUCCUGGAAGAAAUCCAGAAGGCCCAGAGCCUCCUCAGCCACGUCCAAGCCCUGGUCCAGGGCGAGCCCUGUCAGGAGCUGACUGGACUGAUGAAGGAGAUUUCCACAGAGACUGACAAAGGGCCACCCACAAGUCUCUUGCCUAAACCCCCAAAGCAUGAAGCACCCCUCACAAUUGAGUUCCCAAACUUGGACAAGACUUCUACAGAAUGGCUAAAGAUCAAUGGUCUGAAAGCCAAGAAGUUAAGCCUUUAUCAGGUUCUGGCACCCAAUGCAUUCUCUCCUGUGGAGGAAUUCGUGCCUAUUCUCCAGAAAACGGUAUCAUCAACCGUCCAUCAGAAGGCGAUGGUACAAUUUGAGUGGCACGACGGGACCGUGAAGAAUGUUCAUGUGGAUCUGCCCUUCCUCUCUGAGUACCAGAAACAGCUUAGCAGAGCUAUGCGGAUGUAUGAGAGGCGGAUCGAGUGGCUCUCUCUGGCCAGCAGAAGAAUCUGGGGCACCGUCUGUGAGAAAAGAGUGGUUAUACUGCUGGAUAUCUCUGUGACCAAUUCCAUGUACAUUAUUCAUAUCCAACACUCCCUGCGACUACUGCUCGAGGAGCAAUUGUCCAACAAGGACCACUUCAACGUCAUCGCGUUUGGAGACACAAUCGAAAGUUGGAGGCCUGAGAUGGUUCCCGUGAGCCACCACAAUUUACAAAGCGCCUGGCGGUGGGCCCUGAACCUGCGGUGCCGGGGCAGCAGGAACGUCCUCGGUGCCCUGCGGAAGGCUCUGGAAGUGGACUUCAAGGACAAAGACAAACACCAGUCACAGGGCAUCUACCUCUUUACUGGGGGCGUCCCCGACCAGGACAUGUCCCUGAUCAGCGCCUAUCUGGCCGAGGCCUGUGCGGGCUGCGACCUCCAGCUCCACGUGUGCCUCUUCUACGUGGGCGAGCCAGAGAUGGAUGCCACACCCCCUGCCUGCUACGCCAGCCGGGCCGACACAGCCGCCGCCUACAGGGAGGCCGCCAGGGCUGCCCGCGGCCGCUUCCACUGGUUUGGAGACACAGGCAUUUACGAGAGUGAUGACAUCAGUGCUGUGGUGUCUGAGAUCGAAAAGGCUGUCAGCUACUCCCAAAAGUGUGCCUUACUAGUGUCCUCCCUAAAGAACCAGUCGAGAAAAGAACCGGAAAGCACAGCCCCCAUGAAAGAAAAGCCAAAGACACAAAGAAGCCAGCCCAAGACACUCUGUCCUCCCAAGCCCACGGCCGCCUCAGUGGCCAGAAUGAUCAUUAAAGAGGACCCUGACAGAGAGAAGAGUCCCCCACUGAAAGCCCUGAAAUGGCGUCCGCUCAGCAGCAAAGCAAGUGUUCCACCAGCCCAGCCGGGGAAAGAAUGGACUACAGAGCAGCGGAGGAGGAAGACCAAGUCAAAAGAAGCAGAGACGUCUCUCUCACUGUUUUAUACAGAUAUAGGGAAUAACGUGGGCUCUGUGUACAAGAAAUACCCUCAGGGAAAGGGUGUAAGAAGGUCUAGCCCUUCUGUUGAGUUGCCCAGAAAGGAUACAAUUUGCUCAAGCCAAGAGUGGAUAGCCAAUUAUGGACUAAAAAAGCUGAAGAUGGAGAUCUCCCGACACCUCGGUCCCAACUGCACUCAUCAAAAGUCAGCACAGACGUCAGCAUCAGCCAAAUAUUGCAGUGUCUUCCCCAGCGUGGAGGUCAACGGAAUGCUGAGACACAUUCAUUGGACGCUCAGGGAAAUUGAGGCAUACAUCACAAGCCUGGAGAAGGUGAUGAGGCACUAUGUCCAGAGGCUGCAGUGGCUGCUGUCCGGGAGCCGCCGACUGUUUGGUGCCAUUUUGGAGAGGAAAGUGUGCAUCCUGCUGGACACGUCGGGGUCCAUGGGCCCCUACCUGCAGCAGGUGAAGUCAGAGCUGAUUCUGCUGAUUUGGGAACAGCUGCGGAAGCACUGCGAGAGUUUCAACCUGCUCAGCUUUGCCGAGGGCCUACAUCCAUGGCAGGACGCCCUGGUGGAGACCACCGAGGCAGCAUGCCACCAGGCUAUGAAGUGGGUGACCCAUCUAGAAGCCCAGGGGAGCACCUCAGUCUUACAAGCUUUACUGAAAGCUUUCAGUUUUCACGGUGUGGAAGGAUUGUACCUCCUGACCGACGGGAAGCCAGACACAAGCUGCAGCCUUGUUCUAAGCGAAGUCCAAAGGUUCGAGGAGAAAAGAGACGUGAAGGUGCACACCAUCUCCUUUAACUGCUCUGACAGGGUAGCAGUUGAAUUCCUGAGAAAACUGGCUUCGCUCACCGGGGGUCGCUAUCACUGCCCUGUUGGUGAGGACACGCUCUUCAAAAUGCGCGGCCUCCUGACCAAAGGCUUCAUUGAUGAAGGGGAUCCUGUCUUGCCACUAUGUGAAGGUGAUGAUUUAAAGAGACUGGCCCAGGAGGUAACCAAGGCCAGAAGCUUCCUGCAGCAGGCCAAGUCCUUCAGAUCCCAACUCCAGAAGAAAAACAACACGGAACCAGAGGUCGCUCUUUUUUAGAGGAACAUUGUCAGACUGUGGGCUCCCCUAGGACGAGGCUGGUGUCCCAGCCAUUUCUGGGUCCCCAGAACCUGCGUCAUGGCCGACUCGCAGUAACCAGUGAGCAUCCAGCUUAGUUUUGGGCGCCCAGCUCUGGAAACCAACCAGAUGAGGUUGCUUCUGCCUUGGUGGUCUCUUCGUUCUGCCCAUCGCCCUGGUCCCCUGGGGCCGCUGCAGAGUCACCAUCAGCCCCUCUGGAGGAAGGAGAAGCAAAUGAGCCCUCACCUCCGCUCCCCACCCCUAUCAAUCAAACCCAACUGAAGGCUGCCCUGGAGCCUCAUCCAGGGUGAAUGCAAAUGCUCUGCUAGAGCACGUGCAAAUCGGACUGGAUUCCCUACUGUGUACAUAUGAACCAAAUAUGUCAUAUAUUAUGUUGUCUGGGAUCAUUUUCUAAAACAAAAAAGAAAAAUACUUUUAUUUCAUGAACAGAAUCAGAAUGCCUUUUUUUUUAAUUCAUUUUUAUUGAGAUAUAUUCACAUACCAUGCAGUCAUACAAAGCAUACAU